Molecule: messenger RNA, 2464 nt
Organism: Rhopilema esculentum
Lineage: Eukaryota; Metazoa; Cnidaria; Scyphozoa; Rhizostomeae; Rhizostomatidae
Product: melatonin receptor type 1A
Biological process (GO): G protein-coupled receptor signaling pathway
Cellular component (GO): membrane
Molecular function (GO): G protein-coupled receptor activity
Source: RefSeq, a predicted model, not a curated record
UUAUAUUGUUUAUGAAACGGAAUCACAGUAGAGACGGUAAAACUAUGAGAACUGAUCGAGGACAAACAAGAGAUAUGCGAAACUUGGAGGGGCUUUAAGGAUGAACUGCAUCAAACAGAGUGACCGAAAACAAGGAAAAGCUCAAGUAUUGUACGAGAAAUGAUGGAAACAGUGAAAAUCAGUGAAGCAGACAAAUGACAAAACAGCUAUGGCUUCAAGGCAUGGAUAAUCAUGCAAAACUAAGUUAACAAUUGAAUAAGAUUGUAUUUGCAAUUGCGGUGAAGAGAGAACUGUAGGAUUUGAAUGCAUGGCUACAGAACAAUGUAAAUUUAGAUAGUUCAAGAGAAAGGCGAAAAACAUCGAUGUAGCUAAAUACGUGAGAUUCUUACAAGCAAUUGGAUAUGCCUCAAGAUACCUAUGAAAAAGUAGACGACGAAGGAAAAGCAACAAAUUGUUUAUUGAUAGAAGAUGACCAUAUUUUUUGAGCAGACUUUCAACUUUUGGGCCGAAGGACCAGCGAACAUCUGACAACCGGACGUUUGAAUUCCUCGUUUAAAAAACGCGAAUACGCAACAGUUAUAUUCGAAAAGCACAUCAACUGGGGAUAGCUGAUUGUCAGAAGCGAGAAAGAACUUCAAUUGGGUUGGACUUUUAGGUAGUUUUAGUGUCUCGUUCAACGCGAUAAAAGUGGAUUUAACAGAUUGCAUAAAAGCCAGGCUGGAGUGACAAUCCAUCUCCGCUACACGCAGAAACGGAGGUUUUGUUUGUACCAUUAAAAACUGAGAUUUCAUAUGUAUUGAGAUGGUAGAACGUUCACGAAUUUGAGAAAGCAACGGUUCGCCUCUGCACUGGAAUGUCAGGGUUGACACUCGCCGCAUGGAAAAGGCUGAUCGCUGCAAAUAUUCUAAAGACUUUGUCGUGAAAAUUGCGCCAUUAAUCAUGAUGAAAAACACCAGCGUUCAGAAUGAAAUGUUGCUUAGCAACGCAGAGAAAAGCGGAAUAAUCAGCAUUAUCAUUAUUAUUUUCACGUUUGGGUCUUUUGCCAAUGUUGCCAUUUGCUUUGUCUACAGAAGGGUACAGCUUUUACAAAAACUCCCUAGUGUACUGAUCAUUAACCUUGCUGUUUGUGACCUGUUAAUGUGCCUAAAUACAGGCUUCAUGAUUCAUGGAUUAUAUUCUGGCUCCACAGGACCAAGUAGACUUCUUUGUGACAUAUCUGGAUACAUCAAAUUCGUCCUGACAUUUUCUUCAUUUGCUUUCGUGAUGCUGAUAAUGGUAAAGCGGUAUUGCUAUGUUGCACUAUACGACAGCGAUAAGUGCAAAAACGUCAAACUUGCAAUGGCCGCUAUAUGGCUCUACCACAUGAUUCUUGGCUUGGCACCAAUAUUAGGCUGGUCUCGCUUCACUUUCUCGCCUGGCAAAUUGGCAUGUACUUGUCGCAUCAGGACCAGUUUGUCGUUCUCGAUAGUUGUAGCUGUAACAUCAAUGGUCGGGCCAUUAUUCGUUCUCUUGUUUUGUUCGGUGCGCAUCUUCCAAAAAUUACGGCAGACGAGAACCUUCUUUGCACAAGGAUCACUGAAUCAAAGUCAGCGCAAAAGAGACGAAAUACGAGGCACCAUUAUUUUGUUUAGCGUAAUAUUUAACUACUUUAUAUGCGCUGUCCCUUUUAUAGUUGUCAACCUGAUGGAGAUUUUUGAUAGUGAUUUUGUCAUACCUAUACGGCUGGAUAUAGCAACCGCAAUUAUAACCCAGUUCAUGCCAGCUAUUAACCCAGUCAUAUUUGGGUUUGGCAAUGAGAGAUUUCGAAAAGCUUUUUUAAAGCUGAUUUGCCGCAGUCGGAGCAGGAAGAUCAGACCGGCGGUGAAGAUCAAAGAAAACACACAAACAAUUGGUGGAUCUUAGGCAGUGCCGAGGAGGUGCGCUAAGCAGGAGCCUGUGUACUGAACAACGGAAUCGAAAUGGAUAUACUAGGAGAAUUGUGAACAACAGAGAAGGUGGUGCCUUAAACAAGCAUUAAUCUGUCUAUACCUGUAUUUUGAUUCUUCUUGUUAAUUCAAAAAGUUCCAACACCAGCUUUUCGAAUGCUUGGCCUUAAUGAAGAUCAAUAUGAAAACAUAUUGAAAGCAAAAAUCAUUUUGGAAUUAAACAGAAUAAAUUAUGGCUGAUUGGACUGCAAUGCGAAUUAACGAUUGGUGAUCCUUGACUUUUCUAAGUUCACAAUGUGGACAUGGAGCUACCCGCUCAAUUAUAUAUAUGUUAUAUAUAUAUGUUAUAUAUAUAUGUUUUGUGCUUUCAGUGCAUAUAUGCUAACGGAGAAGUCCGCGUAUUCAAUAAAUAUUGUAUUAAUAAGCACAACGUAAUUGUUAAAUAAUGGUGCGUCUGAAUAUUGAUGUGUGACGUCACGGACGGAGAAAUGUUCAAGGGAACGCAGUCUCAACUAAUUUUGCAAUAAGGUAGAAAAUGA